Molecule: messenger RNA, 2298 nt
Organism: Dendronephthya gigantea
Lineage: Eukaryota; Metazoa; Cnidaria; Anthozoa; Malacalcyonacea; Nephtheidae
Product: L-amino-acid oxidase-like
Exons: 7
Coding region: 209-2080 (623 amino acids)
Biological process (GO): amino acid catabolic process
Molecular function (GO): L-amino-acid oxidase activity; polyamine oxidase activity
Source: RefSeq, a predicted model, not a curated record
AUUGCUGCAGGAAUCCUGAUUCCUGCAGCAGGAAAGCUUGUGGUUAUCGUGGAAAGUGAUGGAUUAGUAAAAUACUCGUAGUCAGUCAUAGGUACCAGUGAUAGGUACCCGUCAGGCCGUCACUGAGCUUGUCUUCGGUACAGGAUGUCAAACACUGAGCUAGUGAUUUCAAGUCAUUGAAGUCAUAAACAAAAGAAAGAAAAGGACAAUGGCAACAUCUUUUCUUUUAAACAAUACUCACCUUUUAAAGGGAGUGAAACCGUUUAAGGAGAGAAUGAAAGAACAAACCACCAAAGUUAUUCAGCUGAGUGAUUAUUUAAAAGAAUUCUUGCUGAAAAUCCAAAAUGAAGGAUUGUAUGAGGCCUAUUUGGAAUACGGCGACAAUCCACCUCGCCCAUCUCCUCCGAAAACAGGCGCACCGCGGCAAUUUGUACCACCAGACGAUAUUGAAUAUGACGUGAUUAUUGUUGGAGCUGGUAUGUCUGGUCUUGCCGCAGCGUAUGAGUUGAAGAGAGCUGGGCUAAAAGUGAAAAUACUGGAGCAGACUGAUCGUUAUGGUGGAAGAGUUUUCACUUAUGGGGAAGAUGCAGGCCUUGCACCCGGUCUAUUUGGCGAAGCCGGAGCGAUGAGAUUUCCUGGUGGUGUGGAUGAACCAAAUGAAAGAGCGCAUUUUCUAACGGAUAGAUAUGUCACUGACUUUGAACUAGGCAUCAAAAAGUUUCCAAAUUUUGAUGAAAAAGUCAUUUCCAAUAUUUACGGAUUAAAGGAAUUAACAUCGACCUGGAAAGGAAAGCAUUUCGACACCAUUUGGCCAAAAUGGAGGGAAAAAAUUAAUACAGGAAGCGUCGAUGUUAAAGAUAUUGACGAUUAUUACAGCAAAACAACCGGCGUUGUCACGGAUCAAUUGAUUGCCUGGUUGAAUAAAACAACCACCAUUGAAGAGGAAAUUGCAGUUUGGGAACGCUGGAUCGAGAUUUGGAGCCAGUUUACAUUCGAAAGCUUUCUGGAGAGCAAUGUUAAGGUUAUUCUUGCAAAAUUGGAAAGCGAAGACGAAGACGGGUGUGAUAAUCUGGAUUCAUUAGACAUUGACAUGCUUGGAAACCUUUUGCCUUGGCCUAACGAUGCCGUUCGUGGCUACUCGGUGUUUUCUUACGCAGAGCAAGUGAAUCAAUCAUUGAUUCAGUAUCUUAUUGAUGAUCUGGCAAACUGGUGGUCACCUGAUAUGCACACCUUGGUUGGUGGUAUGCACAGCUUACCUAAAGCAUUCUUCGAUUCAAAACGACCGAAAUCGUUGAGUUCUGAUGAUUUGAAACAUAACCAGCAAGUUCGCAAGAUUUCUUAUUAUUCCUCGUCCUCUGACCCUAUCAAGGAUUAUGCUAUCGUAACUUGCUACGCGACAGGAAAUGAAUUAGAAGAACCUACAUACACUGCACGGGCCGUAAUCGUUACCGCCCGAGUCAACCUAUUGCGGCAAAUUACGUUUGCCCCAAUUCAACCAAGCCAGGGAGACAGAGAUGCCCUCAGAAAGAAUCUUCAAGCCAUUGAAGACAUGUUCGCUUCACCUGCCAUGAAGAUUAUCCUGCAAACGAGGACCAGAUUCUGGGAAGAGGAGAAGUACGGCAUCAAAGGUGGCUUUUCUAAGACCAACCUACCCAUCGGUCAAAUACAUUACGUUAAACCGGAUGUCGAUUCCACCAAGCAAGGAAUAAUUUUGAUCUACAUCUGGAAUAAUGAAGCACUGCUUUUUGGUUCUCUGACCCAAGAGCAGGCAGAGAAGGAGGCCAUUGAGCAAGUUGGAGAAAUUCACCCUGAGAUCAAAGAAGAAGGAGCAGUUGAAAAAUGCAUUGUCCAUGCUUGGUACAACCAACCCUCUUAUCGAGGUGCCUAUGGACUCGUGAAGACCACUCAAUUCAACAAUAGCAGAUAUUUGUGGGAACCAAUGGGAAAUGUGUAUUUCGCUGGCGAUAACAUAGCAUUUACGGCUGGCUGGAUUCAAGGAGCUUUGGAAAGUGCCUUUAAAUCAGCGUAUCAAGUUUAUGUCCGUCACAUGGAGAGAAGGAAAAAGGCAAAGAAUAGUUGAAUGGAUUUAAGACAGUUUAGAAGAAACUUCAUAAGGAAUCAAUACUCGUUUUACUGUUGAUUAACAUUCCCUAGUAUCACUUUAUUAAUUUUUAGUUAAGUAACAUUUAGAAGAAUAAAUAGCCCUUAGUGUAAACGUUUUUGUAACUAUCGCAUGGGACAUCAGUUAAAUUCAUUAGUUAGCUAAUUAUAUUAAAAUUGAUUUAAUGAUGAACGAUU